AUGUCAACUCUGGGUUUAGCCGUUGCUUAUGUAUUGGGCGGCCUUACGUUUUUCCCAGCUAUUCUUCUCCUGGCCUACAUUAGCCACACUCUUCAUGGUCUCUUCAACAAUGCACAAUCGCCAAACGAGUUAUUAGCAGCUUUGGGUGACGACACGAACACGAUUGGCAAGACAACGUCGUCGUCGUCUUUAUCGUCGUACAAAGUCGGAUGGUUACGAGUAUCUCGAGACGAACAACGACUUCCUCCGCCAGAUGCCUCGAUCAGUGACAUGGUGCGAUCCUAUAUCAUUGCCAACAACAAGGAAGCUCAAGAGAACAAAAAGAGCAGCAUCUAUUUUGCAGUGUUAAAGCAUCAUACGUUGUACUUGUAUGACUCUGAACGGCAAUUGGAUUGUCAGGGCGUGAUUCAAGUGGAUCAACACAAGGUGACCAUGCAUCCACCUGGUUUGAAAGACCCGGAACUCUUUACCCGACCACACCUGAUCAAGUUGACUCACAUGCAACACAAUGACCAGCACUAUUAUAUCAACUGCAAUAGGUGCAUUGACAAAGAAGAUUGGUUCCUUGCCCUUCGUCAUGCAGCAUACAACAACACCAUCACCACCCACGACGUUGAUCAACAAAUAGCACUACGCCAUCUCAUCAAUACCAUUCACAGCAAUGAACAUCAUUUUCAAACUCAAUGGUUCAAUGCAAUGCUCGGCCGUAUAUUUUGUGGUGUCUACAAGACUGAUAAUAUACGCGCCUUUUUGUACAACAAACUCAUCUCCAAACUCGACAAGAUCAAUGCACGUCGCCCACCGUUCCUCGGAGAAAUCACGGUUCGAUCGGUUCAUCCGGGUCACGCACAACCUUACAUUACUCAACCACGUUUAUUGAGCCUCACUCCAUCCGGUGAAUUGACAGCUGAAGCAUACAUGCAAUAUGAAGGUGGCAUUCGUUUCGAAAUUGAGACGGUGCUGCAAUGGAGGUAUUCAGAUCAUUUACCACCCUUGAAAAUCGACUUGGUGCUGGCCAUCACUUUACGCUCAUUACAAGGUCGCUUUUUAUUCAAGAUUAAAGAACCUCCCACGAAUCGCUUCUGGUAUGGCUUUUAUGAGUUGCCCAAGAUGGAAUGGGGUGUGGAACCUCUUGUAUGGGAACGUCGUGUGGGAUACUCGGUGGUUGUCAAGGCGAUCCAAAACAAGAUUGAUGAAUUGGUGAUGGAGAACAUUGUCCUUCCCAACAUGGAUGAUAUCACUUUUUUUCCUACCGAGAAUGCAGAUGGUGGUAUCUUUUUGCCCACGACAAAGCCUGCAACAACGACAUCAUCAUCAUCAACAACAACAUCAUCAACAUCCACUACAACCACCGCAUUGGAAGAAAAGGAGGAUAAUAGCAACGGCAACAAACCCAAACUACGACGAGCUGCCACCACCAAGGAAACAGUUACCAUCACGCCACCAUCACCUCGUUCCCCCAAACAAAGACCGGUCAUGUCAGGAUCUGUUUCAGAAGGCACACGACAACAACAAAGAACGGGAUCACUGAUCGGCAACAUUUUGAAACACAAGACAUCUUUUGAAGCACUCUCUACUUCCCCAUUGGCGACAUCUUCUUCCACAAUGGCUCUGUUAUCAUCAUCUUCUUCCACCACGUCUUCCAUUGCAUCAUCGACAAGCUCCUCCUCUCAUCACCAUCAUCCACCCACAGCCAUUCACAGCGAGAGUGAUCUAAGUGAGAGCAUCCGUUUAAGGAAAUCAGCAUCUUUGGCACGUCUCAAAUCCAAAUCCAUGGCAUCUACAGCAGUUUCACAAAUCAACGUGUCUCCCACCAUGCAUCAUGAUUUCAUUGAUUCGAAAAAGAUCACCGCCACCUCCAAUAGUAGUAGUAGUAGCAGUGAAGCUGCCACUGCUGCAAUGAUCAAAUCAUCCCAAUCGGUUGUUUCUAUUGCGUCCUAG
Lichtheimia ornata is the source of this 1941-nucleotide messenger RNA. RefSeq lists its product as uncharacterized. The record is from RefSeq and is a predicted model, not a curated record. Lineage: Eukaryota; Fungi; Mucoromycota; Mucoromycetes; Mucorales; Lichtheimiaceae. Gene Ontology annotation, molecular function: lipid binding. Bases 1 to 1941 code for a protein of 646 amino acids. Gene Ontology annotation, cellular component: endoplasmic reticulum; ERMES complex. Gene Ontology annotation, biological process: phospholipid transport. The transcript has a single exon.